This is a messenger RNA of Camellia sinensis, 2406 nucleotides long. Lineage: Eukaryota; Viridiplantae; Streptophyta; Magnoliopsida; Ericales; Theaceae. The record is from RefSeq and is a predicted model, not a curated record.
AUGGCCCCAACGGAAGUUAAAAGGGAAGGUGAUGAUUAUGAAAUUCCAAAUGAAGCAAAUGACAUUCGUUUGAUGAAUGAAAGUCGGGCAGAACCUGAUCAUGGUUGCGAAGCUGGUCCGAGCAAUGAAGAAGCAACCAACAUGAACGUUGAAGAUAGCGGAGCCGAUGUGAAAAAAGAAAUGGUUGAAUAUGCUCAUCGCAAUGACAUGGUUGGUAAUGUUGAACGUGCUAUUCUAGAACAGAAAUUUGAUUCGGUCGAAGAUGGAGAAGAUUUCUACAAUGCGUAUGCCAAAGCCAAGGGAUUUAGUAUACGAAAAUCCAGAUUUAACACAAAUAAAGAGGGAAAGGUCGUUAGUAGGCUGUGGUUGUGUUCAAGGGAAGGUCAGAGAUUACCAAAAUACUUGGACCGUGUUGCUGAGAAGAGUAGAGCUCCCAAAGCACUAACAAGAGUAGGUUGCAAAGCCCAAUUUCGCAUACGGUACGAUGCGGAUGCUGGUGAAGGGGGAAAGUAUGUUGUGACUCACUUCAUCGCAGACCACAACCAUGAAUUGGCGGAACAACACUGUGUGAUGUAUCUGAGGUCACAUCGCAGUUUAAACAGCGGUGACAAAGCUCAAGCAAUGGCUAUGCGCAAUGUCGGUGUGAAGACUAGCCAAAUCAUGGACUAUAUGGUAAAUCAGUCCGGGUCUUAUGAGAAUGUUGGUUUCAUCCGCACGGAUCUGCACAACCAUAUUCAAGCCGAACGUAGAGCAGAAGUUGAGGAUGGUGAUGCGCAGGGUGCGUUGGUUUACCUAUGCGCAAAACUUGAUGUUGAUGCACGUUUUUUUUACAAGUAUGAUGUGUGUAACGAUAACAAGUUGCAAAAUCUGUUCUGGGCAGAUUCGAAAUCGCGGGCCGACUACGCAAAGUUUGCUAAUGAGACAAUUGAGACAUACACAUGGGUUUUGGAAACAUUUAUGGAGGCGAUGGGCAAUAAAGCACCUGUGUCCGUACUGACAGAUGGGGAUAAGUCGAUGCGAGAGGCAAUCAGAAGAGUAUUUCCAGAUGCAAGACAUCGAUUAUGUAAUUGGCAUCUUGGGAAAAAUGCUGUUUCAAAUGUUCACAUAAGUGGCUUUGCACAUGCUUUCAAGCAGUGCAUGGACAUGGAAACGGAUGAGACAAAGUUUGAGCAUGGCUGGACGACAAUGGUCGAAGAAUUUGGACUUCAAACCAACAGUUGGGUGUUGGAGACAUAUGAGAAGCGUCAUAUGUGGGCUGAGGCAUAUAUGCGUGGACAUUUCUUUGCUGGGAUGAAGAGCACUCAGCGCUCGGAGUGUAUGAAUGCUUAUUUCAAUCCCUUCCUCCAACACAAAUUGAAGCUAUAUGAAUUUGUUAGGCACUAUGAUCGGGCUCUUGCAAGGAUAAGGUAUAACGAGGCUGGAGAUGAUGCUGAAACAAAUAACACUUUUCCGGGGAAGUUGAAUGUGAAGGAUGUGUUCCCUUUGCCGGAUGGUCAGAAAUGCUACUAUAUUCAUAAGUACAGAGUGAAGGACAGAUCAUGGAUAGUAACACACAGUCCAAUGGAUGCUGCAAUGAGAUGUUCUUGCAUGAAGUUUGAGUCGUUGGGGCUACCUUGCUGCCACAUGAUAUGUGUUAUGAAAGCUGAAAAUUUAACGCAAAUUCCCCCAACUUGUGUGCUGCAUAGAUGGACAAGGGCUGUAAGCAAGGAUGGCCAGCAAUGGCCUCAACCCUCAAUUGAUAGCACUACAACACAGACGGCCCGGUAUGGGAUAUUGUGUUCUUCCUACAACGAAAUGUGUUUCUAUGCCUCGCAAUCAACGGAAGGUUUCAAGGAUGCUAGGGAUGCAUGUCUUCCGAUGACGAGCCGGAUGAAGGAGUUAUAUGAGAGGAAUUUGAACGGUGGGAAUGGAGACAAAGGGAAACAUUCAUUCUGUCGACAAUUUGGAGUAGAAGAUCCUGAUGUUGUGAAGACAAAAGGGAACCCAGGACGGGCCUCGUCCAACUGUCGAAGACCAAGAAAAUGUGGGAAUUGCAAAUGCAUUGGGCACACAAAGCGAACGUGUCCUAAGGUUCGGUUUAGCCGAACAGUGGGUACUAACUCAGAUGCAGAUACACCUCACAUAACUGACCGUGAGUACAAUGCGGAGUCAUUGCCCGUUCGUUGCAAAACUGGGUUGGUGGAUCCAAGUACACCGCACAUUAAGCAACGGCGACUAUUUUUUGAUGUUUCUCCUGAUUCCAAGCAGCCUGUGGGCCAAUACGGUAGUGUUGAAGCAGCAGUGUGGAAAAAUGAUUCGAACACAAUUGAUGAGGUGAAUCAGCAACGAAGCAGUAAUUUAAAGUUGACAAGUUCAAGAAGAAAAUCAAGCAAUUGUGGUAUUGGUUCAAAUGCCUGCAAUGGAUGA